AGUUUCUUCGUCUGGGUGACUUCCAAGGACUUCCAACAGGUGGACUAUGAUCCGGCUGCAGCGUCGGACUCCUUCGUGGGCCUCCUACGCAACGUGAAGGCGGGCAAAGUGUCGGCGAACGAACUCUUCCACGAACUCUGUCGGCAAGUCGUUGCGCCCAUCCCACCUCAGGUGGCCGACAGGUUUGCUGGUAUUCCAUGUCACUUCAUCUCGGGAAGGUCCAAGGGAGCUGGUUACCGGCCUGGAAUGACUCUUAGCGAAAACUCCCUCUUUCGAAACACCUGGCUGGCUGUCUACGUGGCCAAAUCCUGGCGUUUCAUCAAUUGCAACUGGGCUGCCCGUUAUCGAUGUGUUGGAAAUAUCCCAGACCUUACAUCAAAAGCCUCGGGCCCGCAAAUUCGCUUCCAGUGA
This is a messenger RNA of Dibothriocephalus latus, 411 nucleotides long. The record is from the annotation of a GenBank genome assembly. Lineage: Eukaryota; Metazoa; Platyhelminthes; Cestoda; Diphyllobothriidea; Diphyllobothriidae.